Gongylonema pulchrum is the source of this 1491-nucleotide messenger RNA. NCBI's taxonomy places the organism in Eukaryota, Metazoa, Nematoda, Chromadorea, Rhabditida, Gongylonematidae. The record is from the annotation of a GenBank genome assembly.
CUGUGCUUCUUCCAGCAUUCAUGGCUCUUUUUACAGUACGCAGAAAAUUUUUGCUGGGCGCAAGAUACUUAUUUUGUUCCGCCGAAAGUUUUUGUGGAGGAAGUUUCGCCAGAAGAGCGACGCGAACGUCGAAUAAGCUACUACCAGUGGAUGCCGUUUUUUCUGCUUUUCCAGGCCGCAUGCUUCAAGGCGCCUACGCUUAUAUGGAAAUACUUCGCCGGGCAGUCUGGUAUGAAACUGGGCGAAAUCCUGCGUCUGGCCAGUGAUCCAGCAAAUUCAUCGCUGGAAGUAAAGAAAGCAAACAUCGACGCUUUGUGUAUACAUCUCCAGGGUGCGUUAAGGUUUCAUGAAAGACUCAAAAAGAAGAAACUGGUGCCGCAUAAAAUCUUCCGAUUUCUUAACAUUAAAUAUGCCAGCUACUAUGUAGCAACAGUUUACAUCAUUGCAAAAUUGGCGUUUUUGGCGAACGUUGUAUUCCAGCUGGGCCUAAUGACACGAUACUUGCUUCCCGAAUUCCGAAAUGACUAUGGUCUUGAGACGUGGAAAAAUCUUAUCUGGCCGAAGGAAAUUUCUCCGUCCUGGCAUAAUAGCGGGAUAUUUCCGAGGGUGACGCUGUGCGAUUUCGAAGUACGUGAGAUGGGGAACAUACAGACCCACACGGUGCAGUGUGUACUUGUGGUCAAUCUUUUCACCGAGAAAAUCUUCGUGCUCUUAUGGGCCUGGUUCAUGACUUUGACGGCACUCACAUGCGCCAGUAUUCUCAACUGGAUAUAUUUGUUAACCGAGGAGUGCUCGAAAGAACAUUUCAUUUUGAAUCAUCUCGAAAUGAGCGAAGCGCCAUUUAAUAAAACGGAUCCUCAAAACAAAGAGCAGGUGGAUCGCUUCCUGCGCAAAUAUUUGGGCACGGAUGGCGUUUUUGUGCUGCGCAUGGUUGCCAAUCACGCCGACGUUGUUUUUGCUACGGAACUGAUUGCCUCUUUAUGGCGUUCUCAUUACGUCUUCGAGGAACAGAGGAAGGGCAUAGUGCAAAUGGACAAAGUGUGGCCGCAGCAUCAACAGAGGCUAGAAUUGGCUUUACUGGAGGAAGAGGAAAAUGCCCGACAAAUCAGCGAGGAUGCGUUGAAUGCUCUGCAAAGGAAACGGAGUGUUUUCCGGGAUUCUCCAUUUUUUGCCAAGCGUGACUCAUUAACUGGAAUGGUUAUGCAGCAUGUCCCGUCUCGUACCGCUCUAGAAGGUUCUCGUUUUCCAUCGCGCAACAGCUCCAAGGACAGCAUUGUGCCUCCGUCAUCACGCCCCGCAAACCAGCCUCGAGGAAGCAUUUUUUCGGUGAGCAGCCAAGGUAAACUUCGAAGACGUCGCAGCGUGGAAGACAUCGACAUCAUAGGCGGUGGCAAAAUUAAGAAAUUCGCUGACAGCAGUGAUGAGGAUGAGAAAGAAAAAAGUCCAAAAAGCGGUCCAGCCGUUCGAAAAGGCAGUACUAGGUUCUGGUGA